UUUUUUUUUAACAAGAUGGCGUCAACGCAGUUAUCGGAUGAGGAGAUUUUCUCGGAACUAAAGCGCUUUGGUUUUACUCCAGGCCCGGUUACCGAAAACACUCGCCCGGUAUAUUUAAAGAAAUUGAAGAAACUUCGCGAAGAGCAGCAGCAACGAGGGUCCAGAUCGAGUAAAACCCGAAGCAGCGGGUCCAUCAACAGCACCGCAGGCGACGGCAGCACCGCGGCAUCUAGGCCAGUCAGCCCUGACGUCACGCACUUGAGCAGUAGCAGGAGACCGGGCCGGAAGUCCUCUGUGCUCGGCUUCAGCUCCGACGAGUCUGACGCUGAAACUCCACUGAGGAGAAAGGGCCUCGAACAUAGCAGUAAGGCGAACCGAAGCUCCGGUUUUCAGAAACAGCAGAAAGUAAGGCCCUUACCAACACAUAAUGCGGCUAUCAAGGUUCAGUAUGGCGGUGGUACUAGGCUGAACAGUAAUUUUUCCCCGGGUUCGGACGGACAGAGAAGUGUUUCGCUGGGCUGGGGAGUUGGUGCUAGGUCGAGCCUUGACUCGGAAGGGAUGCACUACGACGAAUCGGCGGACGAUGACGAUUGUGAGGACGAAACGGAGAAGAAUUCCUGCUCUUUAAAUGGUCGUGGGGGGUCUCGCCUGAACAAUAACAAACUAGUCGGGGAGUACUCGGACUCAGACGAGGAGGAAGUUGGGGGCUUUGGCGCCGGAGAACGAGAGCGGGACGGGUUGGAAUUUCGACGGGGCCACCGGAUAGUUCCGUUCGCUUCCCACGUCGUCGAGCGAAGCUCCCAAACCGAAGAGAAGAACAGUGAAGUUAAACCGCUCGGGGGUGUAAACAUGGUGAAGAGCCGAGGUGAGGUUGAAGCCGAAGACGAGGCAAAGAGAAGAGAUUUGGACCCGUCAGGCGGCUCGCGGAGCAACAGGGUUCCCAGGAAGUCAAUCUACCUGUCCCUAGCCGAGAACCACGGGGGGAAGGCUGGUGAGAACAACCACGUCGACAGCGAGGACGGAACGUCUAGAAGCAACAGCACUAGUAGGUUCAGUAUUGGGUUGAGACCGCGCUUCUCCAACUACAGCAGCCUGUCCCAGACAUUCAGGGACAACCACUCUAAUCACACCCCCGCUCCCAACCACUCAUACAGCCAGGCAGUGCUGAAGAAAAAGCUCUCUGUCCCGGAGGAUGAGCUGCUCCAGCAGUUCAAAAGGGAAGAGCUAGCCUCCUCUAGUAGCUUUAGUGCCCAUUACCUGUCCAUGUUCCUUCUCACGGCAGCCUGCCUAUUCUUUCUGCUGCUAGGCCUCAUGUACCUUAGGAUGAGGGGCACUGGAUCCUCGGAGAUGGAUGGCACCAUUAAAAGUCACCCUUUUGGCAGUGAUUUUGACUCUUCUUAUAACAAGGGAGAAAAGGACGUGAUCCUAAAGCUGCUACUCAAUCUUCAUGACCACUUGGCCUUCAUCGCUGGCCAGCAUGACUGUGGUGACCAGCAGCAUCCAAACAGGAGUCUGUCCAUGGAUGAGGCAUCUGCGUAUUUAUUGACUCAGAAUAAGGAGUUUGAAGGCUUCAUUCAUACAUCUCUGGAGUGGAUCAUCCGAACAGGCCAGGAUCUUGGCAUAAGGCUAACCGGGCAGGUAGCUGACGAUCCAGUGACUGAAGUGUCGGAGAUCUCUCGGCUGGAGUCCACACAUCCCAAGAUGCCCUUCCAAUGCCGUUUCCGCCGAGCUUUCCUCACCGUCAUCGUCAGGGUCCUGCUCAUCGCAGCCGUGGUGGGCUGUGUGUGGAGUGUGGUCUGCUAUAUGAGGUAUCGCUGGAGGAAAGAAGAGGAGGAGACCAGGCACAUGUACGACAUGGUGGAAAGAAUCAUUGAUGUGUUGAAGACCCAUGGUGAAGCCUACCAAGAGAACCAAGACUUACAGGCCUACCUGCCGAUCCCCCAUGUCAGAGACUCCUUGGUUCAGCCUCAGGACCGGAAGACGAUGAAGAAGAUUUGGGACCGAGCUGUGAACUUCCUCUCAGCUAACGAGUCUAGGAUUCGAACAGAGACUCAGCGGAUUGGUGGAGCGGACUUCCUGGUCUGGAGGUGGAUCCAGCCUUCGCUCAGUUGUGACAAGACCUCCUUGAUGCCCUCCAAAGUCUGGCAGGGAAAAGCUUUCCCUCUGGACCGGAGGAAUUCACCUCCCAACAGCCUCACGCCAUGUCUUAAGAUCAGAAACAUGUUCGACCCAGUCAUGGAGGUUGGAGAGAACUGGGAUCUUGCCAUCCACGAGGCCAUCCUGGAGAAGUGCAGCGACAACGACGGCAUCGUCCAUAUCGCUGUUGACAAGAACUCACGAGAGGGCUGUGUCUACGUGAAGUGUCUCUCUGCAGAACACUCCGGGAAAGCCUUCAAGGCACUCCAUGGCUCCUGGUUUGAUGGUAAGCUGGUGACGGUGAAAUAUCUGCGUUUGGACCGAUACCACCAACGCUUCCCACAAGCCCAAGGCUGCAGCACGCCCCUGAAGGCCUCCAGCCUCCACAUGUCAAGCCCCAUGAACACGGCUCGUCUGCAGUACUACGGCUCAGCCAACUCUUCAGGCUUCUCGUGAGAUGACCAUUGGAUUUAGAAUUAACAUUCUCCGCCGUGCCCUCCCAGCAUUACAGCAGCAGUCUGCUGUUGCUUCUUCACUGCUCUGUAGCAGGAAGACUUCCGUUUGUGUCACAGGGAAGCUUUUUUUCAUUUGUUUCUUUUUCACCACAGGAUAUUUGCAAAAGAAGCUGUUUAGCAGUGCAGUGUUUGUUUUAUAUAAUCUUUGUAUUAGAAUUGUCAUAGAUUUAAGAAAGAAGCAGAGUUCUUCUAGACUAUUUAAGAUGUGUGCAGAGACUCCAAUUUUCCCUCCUCUUCCACUGUAUAUCUGAUGCCAUGACGAAGUUCAUUUAGGCAGUGUAUGGAAAUGGCUGCAUGUGUCAGAGUACGUCUCUAUGUAAGCUUUCAGUACAACAGUUUUGGUGUUGAAUCCCUAAAGGUGUUCGACCUAUUGCUAGAAUUAUUCUGAU
This is a messenger RNA of Stegastes partitus (bicolor damselfish), 3040 nucleotides long. RefSeq names its product LEM domain containing 3 (gene lemd3). The coding region runs from base 16 to 2592 and encodes 858 amino acids. The transcript is spliced from 13 exons. The record is from RefSeq and is a predicted model, not a curated record. Lineage: Eukaryota; Metazoa; Chordata; Actinopteri; Pomacentridae. Gene Ontology annotation, molecular function: chromatin DNA binding. Gene Ontology annotation, biological process: negative regulation of BMP signaling pathway; nuclear envelope organization.